GUAAAGGGUUCAUUCGUUCGGUAACAGUCAACGCGAAAACAGCUCCUGUGCUUGCGGUACUCCUCAUUUGCGUUAAGAGUAGAACAAUUACUGCUGGGGGUGUGUAAUUUCACAACGUCAGUCAAUCGUUUCGUGUAAAAGAUACAAGCAAGUGAAUCGAGGUCAAGUGAAAAGCAAACAACUGCUCAGUGAUAUCUAAAGGGGGAAUCAGUUCCUGAAAUAAAUAAACUCCUCAGCGGGUUUCAACCUGGCAAAUUACGGAUACAAGACCUUUAACAGUCUAUCAAAUAUGGUGAUUUCACAAGCGCAUAUCCCAUCCUCCAAAAUGUCGAAGGCCGGCUUUGAAACGGUCGGAAUCGGUUCGAACAUUCGAACGACCCUAAUCGCUGCCGCGGCAGAAAGGCGAACCGUGAUCGGAAUGACCAAUGCCAUACGCAGCCUGCGUGACGAGCCCCAGAACUACAUUUUCUGCUUUAUCGCGUCCUCCAAACAACCGGACAGCGGUGCCCACAUGCAGCAGGUGCUGCUGGAAGCUUUCUGCUUCGAGAACGAUAUCUACAUUAUCAAAGUUGACAGUGCCACCAAGUUGAGUCGGCUUUUGGGAUCCACUUCUAAUAUCCAGCCAGCUUCCUGUGUUUUGGUCCAAAAAUCUCGCGUCGGAAUCGGCGUUUCCGAAAACAGCAACAACACAUUUUCGCGGAGCGAAAAUUUACUCAUCGACCACUGCGAAUUUUACUGGGACGAGCCAAACAAGCCGGUCAUCAAGCUACCGGAAAAAUGAAUCAAACGCUCGCAGAUCCCCAACGAGCUGGGGCAUCGAUAUCUUGAUAUGUAUACAGUCACUUAAUCGAAUAGAACAAAUAAGUGCCGAUAGGGAGUUCCCCGCUGAAUGCGGUUCGAACUUGUUGUACUUUGAUAAGGCAGACAGAUAAUAGCUACAGAUACUACUUAGUUCAGUGUUUCAAGUUGAACUUAAACAGAGACCAGAGUGAUGGGACCCGAUUAAUCACAAGUAAAUUAUCGAUCCAAUCUGGAGUCUAGCAGGGCUAAGUUGGAUAAAAAUGUUAAGUGCUGUUGAAGGUUCUGGACGAAAAUGAAUCGUUUCCUAGUGUAGGCACCUGAGCGGUGCGAAAACUUAUGUUGUUAAAGAUAAUGUUUUAGGUUAUCUUUAAAUUGGUUAACGAUUCUGUAUAAAUAACUUCGUCAUUUCUGGCUAUUUUGGUAUUAGUAUCAUUUAUCCUCUAUGAAUUUGUACUACCUAGUGUUUAAAGCUUAUUACUUAACCGUUAACACUGUAUGAUUAUGGUAGCCAUAAUAA
Molecule: messenger RNA, 1318 nt
Organism: Uranotaenia lowii
Lineage: Eukaryota; Metazoa; Arthropoda; Insecta; Diptera; Culicidae
Product: growth arrest and DNA damage-inducible protein GADD45 alpha-like
Exons: 2
Coding region: 290-781 (163 amino acids)
Biological process (GO): regulation of cell cycle
Cellular component (GO): nucleus; cytoplasm
Source: RefSeq, a predicted model, not a curated record